UCCUUCCCCCACACUCAACCACGGUUUAGGGAAGGCUAUGUUACACCGGCCUGUACAGUUCAUAUCAGUGAGUCACACCGUGAUCUAUGCAUGCUAGAAUAACGUGCACUCAUAGUUGAUCAGAUAUCACUUAAUAUCCGUAUAUCUCGCGUACUGAAUUAUCUGUCAUAUGUAUAGUAAUACGUAUGCACAUAUAUAAAAAAGCUGAACGAUAUUUGCUGCGAAGUUGCGAGCAGCUGUAAAGAACCGUUUAAACGCGGGAACACUAGAUCCUUUUACAUGAAGUUUGGCACAGCAAGUACACUAAUAAGAAGGUUCAGAGACACUUUGAGGUGACCGUCCUCUAGGUGCGCACCCUCGAUAAAUACGUUCCUGCAAGCCGCACUACUUUUCUACGGUAUCCCCACCAAUGCCCAAGAGUGUGUACGGGUUGGUGAACAGUGAUUGGUCAAGCUGGUGAUUGGGAGCGUUGGUGGGGAGCGAUCACGUCACGAAGUGAGGCCAAGAAGCGACGAGGCGCAUGUAUCAAUGCGCAAUCGCAUCGGAACAGUUCAGGGAGUCGGGGAGGUCCGUGGCAAGGAAUAAACAGAGUGAAGAGACCGCGCGAGAGACGAAGAGUGGGGAAAGCGAGCGAGAGAGAGAGAGAGCAAGAGAGACAGAGAACGAACAGGCAGUGAGACGAUCACGAUGCACGGAGGCGAGCACAAGCGGCCAGGGGCACAGGGCUGAGGGCUGAGGGCUCGACAGGGCCUGGAAUAACGUUCACGGGACGGCCGCGGGCCAGCCAGCAGCAAUGGAACAGACGAAAACUCCCGCGUCCCGGCUACUUAGCACGAGUUGCAUAGAGAAUAAGGACGACUUGGAAGAGAAAUUUGAAAGAUGUUAUACAGUGCUUCAAAACCUGACUGCAGGACUGUCAGAAAAAGAAGCUCAUGAUACUCUGAACAAUGCUGUGUGUAAGGAUAAGACACACGAAGAAGUUUCGUUGGGGUUGUUAGUGGUCAUUCUGAUAGAUCCCCAAAGUGCUGCGAAAAGUUAUAGAGACUUGACAUUAAUUACGCGAGACGGUCUUGCUAUUGUAUUAGGACAUCUUAAUCAACUAGUACUUGAAAGAUACCUGCGACUGAAUGAUGUGACCAGAAGUCAGCUGUUAUGGCUGUUAAGGGAGAUGAUAAGAACCAGUGUAGCUGGUGUGGAUAAUCUUUGUUUAAGUUUGUUAAGGCAUGCAGCAGGUGGAGAUAUUUCGCCAAGAAAUUUAUUUUUAGUCGAUGCACUUUUAGAUAUUUUUCAAGAGAAUAGGCCUUGGUUGGAUAAGUUUCCUUUUUUAGUAGCAUCUAUUGUUUACACUUAUUUGCGAUUAAUAGAAGAUCAUAAUGCACCUCAUUUAUCUGGUUUACGUCAGAAAGAAGUUACCUUUACUGUAUCUCUGAUAAGAGAACGCAUGGUUGAUUGCUUAGUUAUUGGAAGGGAUUUGGUACGCUUACUACAAAAUGUGGCACGGAUACCAGAAUUUGAAGCACUUUGGAAAGACAUGCUUCUUAAUCCAAAAUCACUGUGCCCAAAUUUUAAUGGAGUUCUUCAGCUUUUACAAACUAGGACAUCUAGGAGGUUUCUACAAUCUAGACUUACUCCUGAUAUGGAAAGAAAGUUGGUGUUCUUAACAAGUCAAGUGCGUUUUGGUAAUCACAAAAGAUACCAAGAUUGGUUUCAAAGGCAGUACCUAGCCACUCCAGAAUCCCAAUCAUUAAGAUGUGAUCUUAUACGUUUUAUCGUCGGUGUUAUUCACCCAACAAAUGAGUUGUUGUGUUCAGAUAUUAUACCACGAUGGGCAGUAAUAGGAUGGUUAUUUACCACCUGCACAUCAACUGUAGCCGCUAGUAACGCUAAAUUGGCAUUAUUUUACGAUUGGUUAUUUUUUGAACCCGAAAAAGAUAAUAUAAUGAACAUUGAACCGGCAAUUCUCGUGAUGCACAAUUCUAUGAGGUCUCAUCCACCUGUCACUGCCACACUGCUAGACUUUUUAUGUAGGAUAAUACCAAACUUCUACCCACCUUUAACCGAAAAAGUGAGGAAUGGAAUCUUUUCAUCAUUAAGACAAAUUUUGGAGAAAAGGGUCUUGCCAAGUCUUUAUCCACUAUUUGAUAGUCCCAAGUUAGAUCGUGAAUUAAGGAGUAAGAUAAGGGAAACGUUUAAGGAAUUCUGUUUACCACCUAAUGCAGAUCCUGCAGGAAAUAAGGUUCCUGUAUAUUCAGGUAAAAUGGAAGAACUUAAUAAGGAUCUUACACCAGGAGCCACACUGGAUAAUACAACAAGUGCACCAGUAGAGAACAAUCAUAUAAAUCAAGACCCGGAACCGGCAUUCAGCGACGAAGAAGAAGAGAUGCCAUUAAGGAUAGUGACCAAAGUGGAAGAAGAGGACGAAGAAGAUGUCCCGCUAGCGAAUGUGAAGUUGAAGAAUGAACAGAAAAAUGCAAACUGUGUUGUGAAAAAAGAAGAUAUUACAUCUCAGUUAAAUUUAAUUUUAGAACCAGAAGAGUUAAGGACUGCUGUGGAAAGUUUGCACAGUGAAACAGACAAUGAAGUGAGGUGUCAAACAAUGGAAAGGAUAGUACAAAUGGUGGUAGAAGAUGAGAUAGACGCGGAAACUAUACCAGGAUUGGCUUCUUGCAUAUCAACUAUCUUAUCCUCACAAAUUACCUCCCAAAUAUUUCCAACGGAUAAUUUGAAUGAAGAAGCCUUGACUGAUAGUAUAAGCACACCGUUGUUUGUUAUGUUUCGAAAUCAGUUUCAGUUAUGCAAAGAAGAGGACAAUAGGCGGAAGCUUUUAGCUCGGGUAUUAGCAGAGAUGCAGAACGUCCAGUCAAGGAUAGGUUAUCUUUUACUUUACUUUCUGAAAGUAUGGGGAAGGGAAGAAGAAAAACGGGAAGGUGAACCAAGCAACGUAUUGAACGAUGUUAAAGCGUCAGUUUACAAAGACUUCUGUGCGCACCGGGAAAAGAAGUUAGAUGCGUGCUUGGUAUCUGAUUUAAAGCUGUGCCACGAGGACAACAUAUUCAUGCUUUGUUAUCUUGUGCCUGAUGUAUACAUGGGAUUUCAAAAUGUGACUUUAGGGAAUAUUCAGUUAUUGCAUUUGGUAGUGUCGACCGUUGAUGCAUGUCAAUUACAAGAAUUAGUCUGUCAAAUAAUGCAAGGACAUUUAAAAAUGUUAAAGAAGGAAUCCUUUACGUCAUUGUUAACAGCGAGUUUAAAUUGGGAAACCUUCGAACAAUACUGUUUUUGGCAACUUAUUUUUGCCCACGAUUUUCCAAUCGAUUAUGUACUGCCUGUUUUACCUAAACUUCAGUUUCGUGAUCAUGCAGAAGCAUUAACAUCGAUAUUGCUUAUGCUGAAACAAGAAAAGCCAACAUUAGAACUUCUACGACAAUUGCUUGCACGACAAAACGUAGAUGGAGACAUGUUCGUCGUAGCGGCAUUACGUUACUGGUGUCGUGAUUACGAAGAAAAACUUGGGGAAUUGCUCGCGAAUUUGUUGAGCACUCGUUAUCCAGCAACUAGUCCAAAUAAAAGAAAACGAUCGGCUGGUAAACACAAUCAGCAGCCUGGUCCACCUACGGGUGAGCAGGUUCUUGGGCAUUUGGAUCAAUUACGGCAACAUUGUACGUCGUCCGCUGAAUUACAGCUGUACCAUUCCGAGGGAAUGCAAAGAGCUCUACAACAAGCACAAGCGGCUAGCAGCGAUUCCUUAAGAAAAAGUUAUGGAGAUUUAUUCGCUUUAGCCGAAGUUAACGAGGAAAAUGAACCUCCCCCACCUCCGCCAACGAGUUCAGCACGGAAACAUGCGGCAGCAUCGACUGGGGCUGGUGGAGGUGCUGGCGGUAAAGGAGGUCAUAGAAAAACUGGUGCUAACACGAGAGAAAGAUCUAGUUCUAAAAGGCCACCUCCUCGGUAUCAUCUUAACAGUACAUCCAGUAGCGAGGAGGAGGAAAUCGUGAAUUUGAAACCAGCAAAAAAAAGAAAAAAAAUUAAUCCAGUGGGUUCUGACAGCGACUGACCACCCAGUGUCUUCAAAUGUCACAUGGACCACGUCACGUGUGUGCAGCAAGCUAAACUAGCCCUAAGAAUAGUAAGAUAAUAUAGUAUAUAUAAUAGAUCUCUAUUUAGCGCGACUUGUAAAUAUAGUGUAUGUCGAAAGUGAAUGCGAAACAAAAUACCGAUCACGAGAUCAUGCACAUAUUUCGCAGGCACAGUACAUUAACAAUGUUGUCAGAUUCUCUAUUUCCAUUAAUUCCAUUAUUUGUGUCAAAUACAUUCUAACGAAGGAAGAAUAAUAUAUCUAGAAUAUAUGUGAUACUUAACGCGAGGGAAAAUUUAUAAAUACUGGUUAUAGCUUUUCUAGGUAAAUACAUGUGACAGAUCAACUUGUCAUGGCACGUCGAUACUCUGAUUUUUAUUUAAAGGAGUAAAGAGGAUUUGUAUCAUUUAUCUGUCAGAUAAAGUUACCGAGAGGCAAAACUAGUCAUAAAUUAAAUUAUAUUUUGAUAUACUCUUAAAUAUACGUGAGCAUGGAUUUAAGAGUAGAAAAUUGAAUCUGGCAAUAUUGUAACGAGGGAUAAAGUGACACGAAACUUUUCUCUGUGAUCACUUUGUUUCUAAGAAAGAGAAAAAAAUAUCCAUUAUCCAUUAUUCAACUUCGUGGUUGACCUCAAAGAAUACGGACACGAUUGUGUUUAGUUUUAUUCGUAAUUUGUUUAUUAAUUUUGUGACUAGUAUAUUUGACCCUACUGUCCAAAUUUCAUUCGUUUCUUCUUUUUUCAUUAUGCGAUAAUAAUCGAUAAGGACUCGCGUCUCACAAACACAAUCAAUGAGGGGGGGAAAUGGUUACUUUUGUUGCCAUAAACUGUGAACGCAAUUUGUACGGAAUCGUUAAUAGCUUUUUAUUAGGAUUAAGGACCUUCUGCGGGAGAACAAGGAUGUAUCAAUAAUAUCUCGCUCCAGCACGAAGCGUACAGUUUUACGACCAAAUGUAUUUUACGUCUGCGCUUAGUAAGCAUAAUCAUUCUAAAGACGCAAAAAAUUUUUAUAUUUUGCACGAUGGAAGGUUGUCUGUUUUUUCUAGAACGGUGAGAAUUUUCACUCGUUACAAGUAUUUUACACGAGCACUCGUGAUGAUCAAUUUUUAUUCUAAUCGUAAUAUUUACGAUAUAUUUGUAUUUAGGGAAAUAAUACGUCUUUAAUAAUUAUGGGAGCGUAACGUAUACACCAAAUCAAUUUAUAAUUCGCGACAGUAUUUUAUUUAAACAAUGUUGUUAACGCCAUUGGCGUAACUAGGUAGGGAAUCAGGGUGGGCCUGCAAAAUCUUAAACUUAAUUUUCCAAAAGAUUUCCAACCUCACAAUUCCUAUAACCAAAUUUCCAACCUCACAAUUCCAAAUUUCUAAAUAUCCAAAUUUUAAAAUCCUCAGUUGUCGAAUUCCUAAUUUUCCAAAAACCAGUGAACAAGUAUCGGCCUACCCCAGGCAAAAAUCCUAAUUACGUAAAUGAGCAUCGCGUUGUUCCUGAUGAUGCAAUAUGUUGACUCAAUGAUGAUAAAGAAAGACAUACCUUCCAACGAGCAUAGAACCAGGCGUCAUGUACACUUAAGUCCUAGCGAAUGUAAGUAUGAAGUAUCAUUGUUCACCUCUGUACAUUUCCUGUAAAAUCGGUUACUUGUAAACAUAUUAUAAGUAGCUGCGUUAUGUAUUUUCUAGUUUGUACAUACCAGAAAGAGAGGGAGAGAGUGAGAGAGAGCGAUCGAAUAACGUGUGUAUCGUAUGCAUGUGUAUAAAACUACCUACAACGUGCGCGAACAAAUCUUUUUGAAAAUUCUUAGUACCAUUUUUUUUCCGUAAAUAGAGUUUGUAAUUUUGCACGAAUCGAAAGGUUAUGCGAACAAUUAUUGUAUCACACAAAUCGAGGAUAGAAAAAGGGUUAAUAGAAUGGCGUCUCGAACGACGAACGUAUUUUUUUUUUAUUUUAAAGUUACGCGCAUAGUGUACGUACGUACCAGCCAUUUGUAAUGGUGUAUAAUAAGGUGUGAUAGUCGAUAUUGUUAUUAGGUUUUUCUACUUGUACAUAAACUUGCGGCGUUAUGCGAGAAUAAUUUAAAAACGACGAUGAUUUAUCGCGAGAGGAUAAUAUACGACAUGUAUGAGAUUGUGCGAGAGACGGACAAACGGACGCGGAUGAGGAACAUAAACGCGAAAUUAACGAUGCGCGGGGCAAUACGAAAACAAAAUAAAAAAAAUAUAGACCUGUAAACAUUUAAUGUUUUUAACGAUCUUGUACACACGAAUACACAUGUAAAUACAUGAAUAUAUAUAUACAUAUACACAUGUAUGUAUAUAUAUAUUAUCGUAACGCGAGCAUAAACAUUUAAUGUUUUUAACGAUCUUGUACACACAGAUACACGUAAAUGUAAAUACAUCGAAAAAAAAUUACCGGAAGUAAACCUGUGAUUCCUA
Megachile rotundata (alfalfa leafcutting bee) is the source of this 6499-nucleotide messenger RNA. It is a transcript of the gene IntS3, whose product is annotated as integrator complex subunit 3. The record is from RefSeq and is a predicted model, not a curated record. Gene Ontology annotation, cellular component: cytoplasm. NCBI's taxonomy places the organism in Eukaryota, Metazoa, Arthropoda, Insecta, Hymenoptera, Megachilidae.